UCCAUGGGGAGAUGAAGAGUGAACCUUUCUCCCCAACACCAGGAGAGCCCUCUAACCUAAGGAUUGGUUGUGCGCACAAGCCCAAAGGCUACGCCUCCCAGGGAAAAAAAACUGGGAGAGGGAAAAGGAACCUCAGAGAGAAGCCCAUUGAGCCUGAAGAUGCGCCUAUGAGUGAACUUUCCCUGUGAGCGCUGCUGCUUAGCGCAUCCUCUCUCUUCCAUGAACAUUUGGCUGCAGUCACUUGUCACAGGCCUUAAUGUGCCAAGUCCAGAGGAGGAGUUAUUUCCGUGCAGCCCCCAGAGAGGGUACCCUCCUGACACACUGAGCCCAUUGAUUGCCUAGCACCUACACAACUGGCACACUGCUUAUUGCACUGAUCGGGGCAAAGCAUUGGAUCCCUCAACGUACUGCGACCCGCCGGUGUACAGCCCGGACCUGUGCCCAAACAUGAUUGCCGCCCAGGCCAAGCUGGUGUACCAGCUGAACAAAUACUACUCGGAGCGGUGCCAGGCCAGGAAAGCGGCCAUUGCCAAAACCAUCCGGGAGGUGUGCAAAGUGGUGUCCGAUGUGCUGAAAGAGGUGGAAGUGCAAGAGCCCCGCUUCAUCAGCUCCCUCACCGAGAUUGAUGCCCGGUACGAGGGCCUGGAGGUGGUGUCCCCCACGGAGUUCGAGGUCGUCCUCUACCUCAACCAGAUGGGAGUCUUUAACUUUGUGGAUGACGGCUCCCUGCCGGGCUGCGCCGUGCUCAAGCUGAGCGAUGGCCGAAAGCGCAGCAUGUCCCUGUGGGUGGAGUUCAUUACGGCCUCCGGGUACCUCUCUGCCCGCAAGAUCCGCUCCCGUUUCCAGACCCUGGUGGCUCAGGCAGUGGACAAGUGCAGUUACCGGGAUGUUGUGAAGAUGAUCGCUGACACCAGCGAGGUGAAGCUGCGGAUCAGGGAGCGAUAUAUUGUACAGAUUACCCCGGCCUUCAAGUGCACUGGAAUCUGGCCUCGCAGCGCAGCACAGUGGCCCCUACCCCACAUCCCAUGGCCAGGGCCUAACAGGGUGGCAGAAGUGAAGGCGGAGGGCUUCAACCUACUAUCCAAGGAGUGCUACUCCCUGACUGGCAAGCAGAGCUCCGCGGAGAGCGAUGCCUGGGUUCUGCAGUUCGCGGAGGCGGAGAACCGCUUGCUGCUGGGGGGAUGCCGGAGCAAGUGCUUAUCUGUGCUCAAGACCCUGCGGGACCGACACCUAGAGCUGCCCGGGCAGCCCCUAAAUAACUACCACAUGAAGACCUUGCUGCUAUACGAGUGUGAGAAGCACCCCAGGGAGACCGACUGGGACGAGGCUUGUCUGGGAGAUCGGCUCAAUGGCAUCUUGCUACAGCUCAUCUCCUGCCUACAGUGUCGCAGGUGCCCGCACUACUUCUUGCCCAACCUCGACCUCUUCCAGGGCAAGCCGCACUCGGCGCUGGAAAGCGCAGCCAAGCAGACUUGGAGGCUGGCAAGGGAGAUCCUCACUAACCCCAAAAGCCUGGACAAGCUCUGAGAAUUGAGCAGGGGCUGGACUAAAUGGCGGCUACAAAAGGACACAGGGACAUAGUGCUUUGGGCGACAAGUAGCAGAACUAAGCCAACCAAAUUACAAGGCAUAACCAUGGCCCACUGGACGUUUAUAACCCAUAUUAGAACAAAAGGUACAGUAAGGGGUUACAUCUUGCCUGCGGCCCUCCAACUAUGGUUAAACUUCAACAGACACAGCACUCAUUUGUACCAUUGCUGGAGGGUCGCAGGUCGAGCCGUUAGAAUUCCAGUCCACUAGGAGUGGAAACCCAAUUGCUGACUUCAGCUCAAAUGCAGGAUAUUUCCCAUUCCAACCUCUUAUCUGUAGGCACUAGGACAGAAAGAAGAGUACAAAGAAAUAGCCCCUGUUCCAGAAUGUUUCAUCCAGAACCUAAUCUAGAACAGUGUGGCAUCCCACAAGGGUAACUAAACUACCCCCCCCCCCCCCCACUACAUGUAAGCGACUCGUGUCGCCUUGUUUUUUUAAGUUAUCCAACUUGCCGAUGUGGCGGCUGAAAAUGUAUAUUUACAAAAGACACUACAACAGCUCCAGCCUUUACAAGACACACAUUUUGUUUUAAUUUAUAUUUAUUUAUGAUAAUCUUUACGAUUCUCCACUUCUAUUAAAUUUGAUGGGCAUGUUUGUUCAAAUACUGAAAUAUUGAUCACAGGUUUACCCCACCUCCUUUGGGCAUUUUCUAUCAGUCCUGACAGAUAAGAGGUGAAAGCACUACCCUCAUGCCUAGAACUUAAAAAUCAAACCACCUUUCAACAAGGCCCCAUUACAGUGGCCCCGAGCAAUAGCUUGUCUGCUUUAUGUCUUCGGCAGAACCAUUGAAAAUAUAAGUGGACCAAGCCCCAAGCAACCUUCCAAGGACACUUUUUUUCUAUAAAUAUGGGAUGAAAAACAUUUCCUUGCACAGAGGGAGAGGGAAUUUCUCCUUCCAAACAAUGUGAACCAAGUCACAAGAGAAGCAAUCGGACUUAAGAAAAUUCAAGGUACAUUUUCAUAUGAAAUGUUGUAAUUUUCUUUCUUUCUUACUUUGCCUGAAUGUUUGUCACCAAGUGAACAAAAAAUUAUUUAACUAAAUGUAAAAAAAAUCUCUUUAAAGUUUACCAAUGUUAAAUGUAUUAUAGUGCCAAUGUCAGACUGCGAUCAGCAGCUGACUCCUUGAAACACGAAAAAAAAAAAAAAA
Messenger RNA from Xenopus tropicalis (tropical clawed frog), 2736 nucleotides. It is a transcript of the gene mab21l2, whose product is annotated as mab-21-like 2. The record is from RefSeq and is marked provisional. Gene Ontology annotation, cellular component: nucleus; cytoplasm. Gene Ontology annotation, biological process: eye development. Lineage: Eukaryota; Metazoa; Chordata; Amphibia; Anura; Pipidae.